AUGAAGUUUUCAUCCAUAUUCGUCUUCCUUGCCAUUGCAGUCUGGGUCACUUUAGUUAAGCAAGCAUCAUGCAAAGUCAAGUUCUUCUUUGCUAUCAGCGAAGUCAGAACCACGGGAAAUAAGAUCCAAGGAGGUGCGUGUUGUCAGGGCGUGAUUGGUUCUCAUUGUACCACACUAUGUAAACCAGUUCUGACAAUUUGUCUAAAAAAUAGCAGUCAUACAUGUGUAGACUCCAUGACAACAACCAUAGAUAUGAAAAGAGAUGACGUCAUACUUGGAUCAAGGAUUGGGAAUGCAACCAACCCCGUGUUUCUAGAAGUAGAAUCAUGGAAAAAAUAUUUGGACAAGAUCUCAGUGAGAGUGGUAGAUAUACAAAACUCCUCCUCACCACUCAUCUACCAGACAGAGUUCUCUGACUACAAUCUUCAAAUAGGAGACAACAUACUUUCACAACACUGGCGACAACAACCAUUGAAAGCUAAUGAUUUCUCGGACAGAAAUGCGUUUUUUAUCCAGAUAACGUACAAGGCCUACUGUUCUGAGGGUUACUAUGGAUCAGACUGUACAGAUCAUUGUCCUGGUAAUCCACAGAAGUGUGUCGUCAACGGUCAUACUUACUGUAAAAUGGGAUGGCACGGAAUUAAUUGUGAUGAAGACGUAAAUGAAUGUGCUUCUCGAUAUUUUUGUGGACACGGCACCUGUACAAACACAGCUGGUAGUUUCCAUUGUAAAUGUCCUUCCUCUGUUUAUGGUCUGAAAUGUCAGCUGGAUGAGGAUGAAUGUCUUCUAGAGCCGUGUAAUGGAGGGCAGUGUGUCAACAAGAUCGGGAGUUACUCAUGUCAAUGUAAAAAUGGUACAACUGGUAAAAACUGUGAAUCGUUAACUGCACAUCAAUGUCACAGUGAUACUUGUUAUAAUUACGGCCAAUGUCAUGAAGUGAUUGUCAACAUAAUUAUUGCUUUAGUAACCCGUGUAAAAAUCAUGGUACCUGUAAAAGUGGAAGAACAAACUAUGCAUGCUUUUGUCCUGGUGGUUAUAUGGGACGUCAUUGUGAAAUACGAAAUUACUGCCUUGGACACAGCUGCAGUGGACAUGGAACUUGUCAAAAUGGAGGACAUGGUUACACUUGUCAAUGUAGGUCUCAGUACCUUGGAACUCAUUGUGAAACACGUGAUUAUUGCCACGGACAGAGGUGUAGCGGUCAUGGGACAUGUCACAAUGGACACGGUAGAUACAUUUGUGCCUGCCAAACUAAUUAUCGAGGAAAUAAUUGUGAACUGA
Saccostrea echinata is the source of this 1281-nucleotide messenger RNA. Its product is annotated as protein serrate-like. The record is from RefSeq and is a predicted model, not a curated record. Gene Ontology annotation, molecular function: calcium ion binding. The transcript has 8 exons. Gene Ontology annotation, cellular component: membrane. NCBI's taxonomy places the organism in Eukaryota, Metazoa, Mollusca, Bivalvia, Ostreida, Ostreidae. Gene Ontology annotation, biological process: cell communication. The coding region runs from base 1 to 1281 and encodes 426 amino acids.